Messenger RNA from Punica granatum (pomegranate), 2338 nucleotides. The record is from RefSeq and is a predicted model, not a curated record. NCBI's taxonomy places the organism in Eukaryota, Viridiplantae, Streptophyta, Magnoliopsida, Myrtales, Lythraceae.
CGUGGACAGGAAUACAUACAACAUCAAUGGCACUAGUGUUCGAUGGACCGGUGGUAGGUAUUGACCUCGGAACCACUCACUCGAGCGUGGCAGUGUGGCGAGAUGGUCAAGUGGAGAUCAUCCCCAACGAUCAAGGUAACAAGAGGACGCCGUCCUAUGUCGCUUUCACUGACACCCGAAGGCUCAUUGGUGAUGCUGCCAAGAACCAAGUCGCAAUGAACCCGACCAACACGGUUUUUGGGGCAAAGCUGCUGAUCGGUAAAAGAUUCAGCGAUGUCUCUGUCCAAACAGACGCGAAGCUCUGGCCUUUCAAGGUUGUUGCUGGUACCGGUGACAGAGCUGUGAUUGUUGUCAACUACAAGGGUGAAGAGAAGCUGCUUUUUCCGGAGGAAAUCUUGUCUAUGAUCAUUGCAAGAAUGCUGGAACUUGCGGAGGCUCAUCUAGGCACCGCUGUUAAAGAUGCAGUCAUCACUGUUCCCGCAUGCUUCAACAUCUUUCAGAGACAGGCUACUAAAUAUGCCGGACAGAUCGCUGGUCUCAAUACUGUACGUGUUGUAAGUGAACCAACGGCUGCUGCCAUUGCUUAUGGCCUUGACAAGAGGAGGAAUUUUGUCAGGGAGAGGAACGUGUUGGUUUUUGACCUCGGCGGCGGCACUUUUGAUGCGUCUAUCCUGAGCAUCGAGUCGGGUAUCUUUGAGGUUAAGGCUACUGCAGGGGAUACUCAUAUCGGAGGUGAAGACUUCGAUAACAGAAUACUGUACCAUUUUAUCCAAGAGUUCAGGAGGAAGUACAAGAAGGACAUCAGUGGGAACCCCCGAGCUCUCAGGAGAUUGGGGACUGCCUGUGAGUCUGCGAAGAGGACUCUCUCCUCUAAUACUACGGCUACAAUACAAAUUGAUGCUUUGCACAUGGAUGUAGAUUUCCAUUCCAUGAUAACGCGCAAAAAGUUCGAGGAGCUCAACAUGGAUCUCUUCAAGAAAUGUAUGGAGCUUGUCGAGAAGUGCUUGAGGGAUGCUAAGAUGGACAAGAGCCGUGUCAAUGAUGUGGUCCUUGUUGGUGGGUCCACUAGGAUUCCUAAGGUGCAGCAACUGCUUUGGGAAUUCUUCGACAGGAAGGAGCUCUGCAAGAGCAUUAACCCCGAUGAGGCUGUUGUUUAUGGAGCAGCCGUUCAAGCUGCGAUAUUGAGCCGAGAGGUUAAUGAGAAGGUCCAGGACUUGCUGCUCUUAGACGUGACUCCAUUUUCUCUCGGUCUAGGAAGUGCUGAAGGCGCGAUGACCAUUGUGAUACUGAGGAACACCCCAAUCCCCACAUCCAAGGAGCAGGUCCUCUCGACUAGCUCAGACAACCAAGAAUGUUUCACCAUCUCAGUUUAUGAGGGUGAGAGAGUGAGAACCAGAGAUAACAACCUGCUUGGGACGUUUGAGCUGUCGGGGAUUCCGCCUGCACCUAAGGGUAUUCCUCAGAUUACUGCCCGCUUCAGCAUCCAUGCUGAUGGUUUCUUGUAUGUCUCGAUGGAGGAGAAGACAACCGGUAAUAAGGCUGAGCUUAGUGUUAUCGAUGAAAGAAGCACAUUGUCCAGGGAAGAGGUCGAAAGGAUGAUUCUGGAUGGAAAGAAGUACAGGGCCGAGGAUAAUGAGUACAGGCUGAAGGUUGUGGCCAGGAAUGCGUUGGAGACCUAUGUUUACAGCAUGAAGAACGCACUUGAGGAUAACACGAUUUGUCCCGAUAUAUCACCGGCAGCAAAGAGGAUGAUCCAGCGUGCUUUUGACCGAGCUAUUGAAUGGUCGGAUGAGAACCAGCUUCGGGAGGUGGAUGAGUUUGAAGAGAAGAUGAAGGAGCUGGAAAGAAUUGUUGAGACAGGAGGCAUGGGGCCGGUAUUGAUUUUGGCUAUAAGAUCGUCACUGGUCCUGGCGGCAUACAACUCAUAGCUGUAAACUAUAAGGGCAAAGAGAAGCAGCUUAAUCUCAGAGAAAUCUCAUCUAUGAUCCUUUCAAGGAUGUGGGAGAUGGUGGAUGCCCACGCUGGCUUGACCAUCAAGAAUGCAGUUCUCGCUGUCCCUGCUUCCUUCAGCCGCUCUCAGAUAACUGCUGUUCGAGAUGCUGCCCUGACAGCCGGUCUCAAUGUACUUCAUAUCAUAACCGAACCAGUUGCUACAGCAAUCGCGUAUAGCCUCCUCGGGAAGGGGACAAUGUGUAGCCUAUGACGGAAUAUAAUUUUGUAUGAUUUGUUUGUUUCCAUGUUUAGUUCCAUAGAUUAGGAAGUCAGUCUAAUUAUUAGUAUAGGAUCCCAUAGAUUUUAUUAGCUUCCUUCUCUGUAAAGGCACGAUGGCCUACAUAUA